Patiria miniata (bat star) is the source of this 4873-nucleotide messenger RNA. Its product is annotated as NACHT, LRR and PYD domains-containing protein 14-like. The record is from RefSeq and is a predicted model, not a curated record. The transcript is spliced from 4 exons. Lineage: Eukaryota; Metazoa; Echinodermata; Asteroidea; Valvatida; Asterinidae. Bases 111 to 2693 code for a protein of 860 amino acids.
CUCAAUAAUAUAUGCAUGAAGUACCCUGAACUUGAUGGGACUUUGGAGGUAGGAAACUGCUCUUUCGGACAUUCCCGACCUCCAUUUGUGGCUGGGUGAUCCAAAGUACCAUGGCUGCUCAAUCUGAAGCAGCCUGCCAGACUGCUGUCCCUACCACGAUGCAACAGGAGGCACAGGUACCCACCCCCUCAGCUGCAACAGAUUCCCCAAAACAAACUGGAGCCAUCGGAAACAUGGGCACAGUCAGCGGUAGAAACAAUCCUAUCAUUACUGGUUCAGGUGAAGUUACUGUCACUUACAACUUGUCGUCAGAUGGAGCAGGAGUAAAUCCACAGAGUCAGAAACCAGACCAAGUAUCGAGAGUGGGGGAUCUCAACCAAGAAGUCGGUAACAAGGCCAGGGACCUUUUAAGGAAAUGUUACAAGACAACGGGUAGCUAUGUUCAGUUGAACCCUGGGGUUCCCGAUGAUCAAAGACCCAUUGUUGGCAUUUACACUAAAUUGCGGGUUAGAACAAAGAAAGGUACUGCAGAAGAAGAAUACUCUGAGGAAACUGUAUAUUCCACAGAGUAUGACAAAAUAUUUAAAGAUUGGCCUGAAACUGAGUUCAAUCGUGCUAUUUUAUUUGGCAUUGGUGGUGUGGGGAAGUCAACCAUUUUUGACAAGAUUGCAUAUGACUGGGCUGAUGAGGCAUGUGAAAUCCUGAAAAGAUUCAAGCUUGUCUUUCUUUUAAAAAUGUAUGCCCUGUUUCAAGAAUCCGAUCUUGUUGAUUCCAUUUUUGAUCAACUUUUAGGCGUAAAGUCAGGAGUAGCCAAAGUUGAACUUGAUAAAUUCAUUCAGGACAACUCAAAUAAGGUCUUGAUACUUUUGGAUGGUUUUGAUGAAAUGAGGACCAAAACACUUGAUGCAGCCUCAUUCGGGUCUAUCCUAAAAGCGCUUAGUAGAACAGAAUACAGGGAUUGUUUCAUUAUUGUGUCAACGCGCCCCUCUCAUCUUGAGACACUGAUGUCAAAAUCACUUGUCCGAAAUCCUUGCACACACGUAGAGGUUCUGGGGUUUACCAAAGAGGAUGUUAAUGAAUACAUUCUGAAAUUCUAUUGCGAAGAUCCUGAUAGUGGCAGUGCACUGAUCCAAAACAUUGAAAAAUCCAACACGCUGCUCGAUUUCUACACGAAUCCAAUGCUUCUCCUUCUCAUGUGUUUGUUGUGGAGGGAGAAAAAACAACUCCCCGAAACAACUUCACGCCUCUUCACUGAGGCAGUUGAUUACAUGUUCACAAGAAAAGGAUAUAGCUCCGAAGAUGCAUCAAAAACAGUGAUUGCUAUAGGAAAAACUGCACUGAGUGGAUUCGUAAGUGCCGACCAGAAUUUCUCAUUUCAAAAAGAUGAGUUUGAACAAAAUGCGCUGGACCUGGCACUGAAAGCAGGCAUCCUAACCCAGCAGAGAGUUAUCAAAAACCUCAAAUGUCAAAACAACAUACAAUUCAUGCACACGACUAUUCAGGAAUACUGUGCUGGUAAAUACUUGCAAAGUGUACAUAUGUCAAACCCGGGAUUUGUAAAGCAUAUGGUGUACAAAGUUGUUCCAUUUGGAGAAUUUCAAAACAAUUUAAGGCAACUAUGUCAGACAAUUGAGGGUGUUGUUUCAAAUGAUUUCCUUUUGCGUUUUUGUUGUGGUGACAAUGAAAAGUGCAUGACUGACAUUGUUAGAUUGCUUGACCGUAAAUUCAACAAGGAUCGACAUAAGCCCAGGUACCAAUCAUACGUUAUACAAUUAAUUAGUCGACACUGUUUUUUUGAAAGCCAAUCCAAAAAGAUCCCACAAUGUCUAACCAGCGACUCACUCAUCCCAUCAAAUAUCAAGGUGAAUAACAAUACUGAUGUCCGCAUUCUCAGGUACCUUCUUAAAAUAAUCUGUAGGUCAGAAGUCCAGGUGCCACAACUGUCACGCAUUGAAACCUUGAAGGUCUCUGAGGUGUCUUCAGUCAGUGGUUUAGCCUUUGCCGUGGGUUACAUGAAAAACCUCAGUCAUGUGAUGCUCUGGAGUUGUCCUUUAGUGAAGGGUGAGCUUGAGAAAAUCCUGUCAUCACUGAAAUGCAACUAUCUCUUAACCAGUCUUGACAUAGACAAUUGCAAUACAUUGGGAGCUGUAGAAUGGGCCCCUCAUAUCAAACACUUGGCAAGCCUUAAGAAACUUGCAGUGAGUGGUUGCAAACUUCAGAGCACAGACAUUGCACACAUUGCCUCAGCUGUACAUGACAUGCCCAAACUUACUGACUUGAGCCUUAGCCUCAACAAGACAUUGGGUGAAUCGGCUGACUUGUGGGCCAAGGAAUUGCCGAAAAUGACGCACUUAAAUCAGCUGGACCUGGGCUAUUGCCAUUUGACACAGUCAGACAUUCCACACAUUGCCUCGGCUGUAGGUAACAUGCCCAGACUGACUGAGUUGAAUCUUUGUGGCAACUGUUCAUUGGGUGAAUGUGCUGUGUUGUGGGCCAAGGAUUUGCCCAAAAUGAAGCGCUUAAAUAAGCUGCACCUGGGCAAUUGUGAUUUGACACAGUCAGACAUUCCACACAUUGCCUCGGCUGUAGGUAACAUGCACAGACUGACUGAGUUGUACCUGUUUUACAACAAGGCAUUGGGUAGACGGGAUAAGUUACACUCCCUCUUCCCAUCACUUAGGGUUAUAUUUUAAUUCUCCCUUGCCAAGCCCACUCUAGAAUUACAUGUACUAGGCAUAACAAUAUCAAAAUGAUAACAUUCUCAAUAAAAGGAAAUGAAAUUUUACAAGAAAAUCAACAAAAUCAAAGGGUCUAAUGUUUCAAUCCUAAGCAGGACCAUUUUCUAAGGUAAAACUUUGUAAUAUAAGACAAUAAUCUAUUCACCAUAAAAAAGUAUAAAAGUGGGGACUUAAAUCACCCCCCUCCCCCACACUUCGAAAACAGACAAUUAAAAAUGUGUCUUUCCAGGAUGUCUGCUUGCAAUUAAAACAAUUAGCUGUUCACCUUCUACACAUGACACUGUAGUUUGUCAUCAAAGUCAAACUGACACUCUUAAAGUCCCAGGUCGAAAAUAACCCUGCAUCCGGGUCAGAUUGGACCUGACACUCUUAAUUUCUUAAAGUCCUAGGUAAGAUAUAACACUGCAUCCGGGUCAGAUUGGACCUGACACUCUUAAAGUCCGGGGUCAGAUAUAACCCUGCAUCCCGGUCAGAUUGGACCUGACCCCCUUCUGGGUUAAAAUUAAUUUUCUUGGUCAAAUAAGUGACUCAAGAGAAGUGUUAUUUUGACCCUGAAAAGUGUCAGGUCAAAUCUGACCCAGAUUUGGGUCGAAUCUGACCCGAGACUUUUUAGAGUGUCUAUGAUUUGCUGAUUGGGUCAAUAAGAAUGGACAAGGAACUGUAGAUUCGUGCUAAGAAUGGACGGGGCGAAUCUUGCACAAAUCUACAGUUCCAAGUCUAUUCUCCGACUUAAACUAUUUCUUAAAACAACGGCAGUUUAUGCAAAUAAGAUCCCUGGUAUACCACAAUCUCCACAUUUGUGAAUAAGUGUAGAUUCCACAUCUGGAAACUUUUUGAAGUGACAAACAAAAUUACUGUAGACCUCAAAUCUCUUCGUGUGUGCAUGGAAACAUCACUAAUUUGAAAACCCAGUGGAUAUAUGGUAUUUGUUGAUUUCGGAGGCUGUAUGGGUGGUUUGGUCCAUUUCCAAGUUGAGACUUGUUGGCCUGACAACAGUUGUCUUUAUGUAUCACAUUGAAACAAUAAGAAAUUCAAACAGUGAGAAGUUAUGUGAUUAUUCCAAGAUAGAAAACACACAUGUAUAUUUUGUAAAUAAUAUUUUAUUUUUGGAGACUCAUUGGCCCAGGUGGCUAAUUAAUUGUGCCUGUAUAACGGUUCCAAAACUGUAUUACCCUGAGUAGUUUUGGAAUUAUUCCAACCACCAAUUAGUGACUUUUUUGUAAAUAUUUUUUUUGAAGAAUGUUUGUGUUAUAUUUUGUUUUUUAGGCUGCCUGAAUAUUAUUGUACUUAUGUCAGACAUUUAAAAGAGUUGUUUGGGAUUAUUCCAACCACAAAAUACUGACUUUUCUUGAAAAUAAUGUUUUUAAGAUUUUAUAUUUUGUUCAUAUUUGUAUAUGGGUCAUUCCACAAAGUUGAGAUACAAAGUGUGACAUUGGGGUCAAAUUUUCAAAUUACUUGUACAAGUUUGGAUUAUGCAUUUUUUGAUAGCCCAUACAUUUGUGGUUUAAGUCACAUGAUUUUGGAAAGUUGGUAAAUUUGUACACAAUAUGUAUUUACAUGUAAUGACUAUGGAGAAGUUGUGGAUGUAACCAGAGGCUACCGUCCUGUUACAUCCAAACCUUGUUUUGUUCAUAAUACUUCAAAUGCUUCAAAUUCACACCAAACUUGAGUUUAUCAUCAAAUAGCUUCAUUUAAAUAAUAUCCAUACUUAUAUACUUUUAAAGAAUGCUAAAAUUGUUAUUUCCAACAAUAACAACAAAAAUAAUGGUUGUAGAUGUAACAUGUGGGACACCACUACAUCACAAUGCGGUAUUCUUCACCUCGAUAUGAAUGGAACUAAAUGUUGUUUGUGUUUAGAAAUGUUGUUUCCAAAUCUCUGUUUCAAGGGCAAUUGCAGAUUGCAGGUCAUGAUAUUCAUACUUAUUUUAGGCAUGACCAUGUCAACUGGUUGUGGAUGUAACACGGACACCAUGUGCCCACAGGCAUAAGAUUUUCUUCAUAUUUGGCCAAAACAUUUAUUUGCUUAGACUACGAUCACAUUAUUUUACAAAUACCAGUUCAAUCAUGAAAUAUUGGGGUCAAUCUGACCAAAAUUGCUGCAAAAAGACAACUUUGCACAGGCCAGUUGUGGAUGU